UAAAAGCAAAACCAAACUGGCGACUAGAGAAUUAAUAAGGGGUAAAAAACAAGAAAUGAGUUAAAGUUAAACUACCGAAGGAGUUUUAAUUGCUGCUAACGUUAGCUCAAAUAUCGGAUCUUGUUUUUUCUUUCUGGUUGUAGUUGAAGUUUUCUCUUUGAUCAUUUAGGGCUUUAUUAGCAGCAUGAGGCUGGUGAUUCUAGAUGACUAUGAUCUGGCCAGCGAGUGGGCUGCUAAAUACAUCCGGAACAGGAUCAUCGAGUUCAAACCGUCUGCAGACAGAUACUUUACUCUGGGUUUACCCACAGGCAGCACUCCUUACGGCUGUUACCAGAAGUUAAUAGAGUUCUACAAAAGCGGAGACCUUUCCUUUAAAUAUGUGAAAACCUUCAACAUGGAUGAAUAUGUGGGUCUGCCCCGUGCUCAUCCGGAGAGCUAUCACUCCUACAUGUGGAACAAUUUCUUCAAGCACAUCGACAUUGAUCCGGCCAACGCUCACAUCCUGGAUGGGAACGCAGAGGACCUAGAGGCUGAGUGUAACGCCUAUGAGCAGAAGAUUGCUGCAGCCGGAGGGAUUGAGUUGUUUGUUGGAGGUAUCGGCCCUGACGGCCACAUCGCCUUUAACGAGCCCGGCUCCAGCCUUGUUUCCAGAACCAGAGUGAAAACACUGGCAAAGGACACCAUUGUGGCAAACGCUCGUUUCUUUGGGAACGACCUCUCCAAGGUUCCCACCAUGUCUCUCACUGUGGGAGUGGGAACCGUAAUGGAUUCCAAGGAGGUGAUGAUUCUGAUCACAGGGGCUCACAAGGCCUUUGCUCUGUACAAAGCCAUUGAGGAGGGGGUGAACCACAUGUGGACGGUGUCGGCCUUCCAGCAGCACCCGCACACCAUCUUUGUGUGCGACGAGGACGCCACGCUGGAACUGCGUGUCAAAACUGUGAAAUACUUCAAAGGUACUUACUGAAAUUUUAUGUUUGUCC
Cyprinodon variegatus (sheepshead minnow) is the source of this 980-nucleotide messenger RNA. RefSeq names its product glucosamine-6-phosphate isomerase 2. Gene Ontology annotation, molecular function: glucosamine-6-phosphate deaminase activity; identical protein binding. Lineage: Eukaryota; Metazoa; Chordata; Actinopteri; Cyprinodontiformes; Cyprinodontidae. Gene Ontology annotation, biological process: D-glucosamine catabolic process; carbohydrate metabolic process; N-acetylneuraminate catabolic process. The record is from RefSeq and is a predicted model, not a curated record. Bases 185 to 964 code for a protein of 259 amino acids. Gene Ontology annotation, cellular component: cytoplasm. The transcript is spliced from 5 exons.